Molecule: messenger RNA, 1739 nt
Organism: Suricata suricatta (meerkat)
Lineage: Eukaryota; Metazoa; Chordata; Mammalia; Carnivora; Herpestidae
Gene: CFDP1
Product: craniofacial development protein 1
Exons: 7
Coding region: 145-1041 (298 amino acids)
Source: RefSeq, a predicted model, not a curated record
CAUUCUCUGCGCACGCGCACAUCUUGCGGGGGCCGCCUCAGCCGCCGGCGCCCCCACCGCAGCUCUAUGGUCUCUCCCUGGAGUCUUGCCUUUGGGGGCAGCCGCUGAGGUCCUGCGGCUCUGCCUGGCCGGCGCAGCAGCGACAUGGAGGAAUUCGACUCUGAAGACUUCUCCACCUCGGAGGAGGACGAAGACUAUGUGCCGUCAGGUGGAGAGUAUAGUGAAGAUGAUGUAAAUGAAUUAGUGAAGGAAGAUGAAGUGGAUGGUGAAGAGCAGACACAGAAAACCAAAGGGAAAAAAAGAAAAGCUCAGAGCAUUCCGGCCAGGAAGAGAAAACAAGGCGGCCUCUCCUUAGAAGAGGAUGCGGAGGACGCCAGCGAGGACUCGGAGGGCGGUAGCAGCGAGGAAGACGGCGCAGCUGCGCGGCAGGAAAAGGGUGUGGGGUCAGAUGACGCGAGGAAGAAGAAGGAGGAUGAGCUGUGGGCCAGCUUCCUCAAUGAUGUAGGACCAAAGCCAAAAGUGCCCCCAGAUACACAAGUUAAAAGUGGAGAGAAGACUGAAGAGAUGAGUUCCAGUAAAUUGUUGGUCAGAACAGAAGAGCUGGAGAAACCUAAAGAAACUGAAAAAGUUAAAAUCACCAAGGUGUUUGAUUUUGCUGGUGAAGAAGUCAGGGUGACUAAGGAAGUGGAUGCUACUUCUAAAGAAGCCAAAUCCUUCUUCAAGCAAAACGAGAAGGAGAAGCCACAGGCUGCCGGCCCUGCCGCCGUGUCGCCGCUCCCUGCGGGGUCCGGGUUAAAAAGAUCAAGCGGCAUGACGAGCCUUUUGGGGAAAAUUGGAGCCAAGAAGCAGAAGAUGAGCACCCUAGAGAAGUCCAAAUUGGACUGGGAGAGCUUCAAGGAGGAAGAGGGCAUUGGUGAAGAACUAGCCAUCCAUAAUCGAGGGAAGGAAGGGUACAUUGAACGGAAGGCUUUUCUAGACCGAGUGGACCACAGGCAGUUUGAAAUCGAGCGAGAUCUCAGGCUGAGCAAAAUGAAACCCUGAUGUUACAGGGGAAAUCAGUAGCAGCUGUUUACAAUGUGAGCUUCUUGUGCGUCUGUGAAAUGUUUCCGGUGUUUCUCUUCAGCUUUUUCCCAGCAAGGUCUUUUUUCUACGUUGAAUUUUCUGUCUUUGUAUCUUGACUUCACGUGAUUUCAUUCAUUUUACUUUUAAAAGUUUGUCCUUACAAAAAUAAAAAUAAAAGUUGGUCCUAAAAGAGGGUGGUGCAGAGGAGGGCCCUACUGGCCUUCCCCUGACUCUGCUGUGACGGCCACACGGAGAGUCCCGGGCCUGCCUGGGCUGCCCCCGGGGACAGAGCUGACCAGCCUGGGUAUGAGUUUCUGCGCCCUGCCCCAGAGCCCGAGGGAGGGAGGCUCACUUGUGUGGCGGGUGGGGCGCCAGGUCCCUGGGCAGUUUUGUUCUUGUUCUGCUGGUGCUUCUCUCCAGAUCUCUUCCCCUCUCCCGAACGGGAUUCCUGGUUACCAGUAUAAGGGCAGGCUGAAAAUAAGCACAGGCUACUGCUGAAUUCGGGAGUUUUUCCCCCUUUGGCUUUUUUCCUCUCCCAGAGUUCAGGCCAGUUUAAGAUGUGCUUCAGCCUCAGUAAUUCCUUUUUUGUUUGCCAAAGACUCCAAAAGACUUCCUUUUUUAUUCUCCUUUGGAAAUUUUAAAUUCCAAACUUGGUAGUAAUAAAGCAGUAAACCCCA